This is a messenger RNA of Camellia sinensis, 1484 nucleotides long. RefSeq names its product homocysteine S-methyltransferase 1. Gene Ontology annotation, molecular function: S-adenosylmethionine-homocysteine S-methyltransferase activity; zinc ion binding. NCBI's taxonomy places the organism in Eukaryota, Viridiplantae, Streptophyta, Magnoliopsida, Ericales, Theaceae. The record is from RefSeq and is a predicted model, not a curated record. Gene Ontology annotation, biological process: S-methylmethionine cycle.
AACGUGCUCUGUUCUCGUCUCUCGCCAUUUCCAUAACUUUGAUUUUUACAACUGUGCUGUGCUGUUCUGUUCUGUUCUCUCUGAAUAUAUAUAUAUAUAUAGAGAGAGAGAGAGGGAGAGAGAAGGAGAGAGUAAAAAAGAUGGGGAUUCAAAAGGUGAAAGGAUCGCUGGAAGAUCUGAUAGAGAAGGCAGGUGGUUGCGCCGUCGUAGACGGCGGUUUCGCCACCCAGCUUGAGAAACACGGCGCCACCAUCAACGAUUCUCUUUGGAGUUCCAUUUGCUUGAUCAACGACCCUGAUCUCAUCAAACGAGUUCAUUUGGAAUAUUUGGAAGCUGGUGCAGACAUCUUGGUAACUUCAUCUUAUCAGGCUACCCUUCCCGGAUUCCUAUCCAAAGGGCUGUCCAUUGAAGAAGGAGAAUCGUUACUGAAAAAGAGCGUCAAACUAGCUGUUGAAGCACGUGAUAAGUUUUGGAAUGACAAGAAAAGAAUUUCCGGACAUAGCUAUAACAGGGCUUUGGUUGCAGCCUCCAUUGGAAGCUAUGGAGCUUAUCUUGCCGAUGGUUCAGAGUACAGUGGGUGUUAUGGACCUAAUGUGGAUUUGGAUAAGUUGAAGGAUUUUCAUCGACGUAGAUUGCAAGUUCUUGUCGAAGCAGGUCCAGAUUUGCUUGCCUUUGAGACCAUACCCAAUAAACUAGAAGCUCAGGCAUGUGUUGAGUUGCUUGAGGAAGAAAACAUCCAAAUCCCAUCUUGGAUCUGUUUCAGCUCUGUAGACGGUGAAAAUGCACCGUCAGGAGAGAGCUUCAAGGAAUGCCUUGACAUCAUAAAUUAUAGCAACAAAGUAUCAGCCGUUGGAAUAAAUUGUGCACCUCCCCAUUUUGUUCAAGUUCUUGUUCAGAAAUUUAAGGAGUUAACUGGAAAGGUAAUAGUUGUUUAUCCGAAUAGCGGUGAAGUAUGGGAUGGCAGGGCUAAGAGAUGGCUGCCGUCGAAGUGUUUUGAUGAUGACAAGUUCAAGUUGUUUGCAACAAGAUGGCGUGAUUCAGGAGCUAAACUCAUUGGUGGAUGUUGUCGAACUACACCUUCCACCAUUCGAGCCAUUUCAAAGGUUUUAAAAGGACCAGGUCUCUGAUUUCGUUGUUUUACAAAUAACUGUUCUUUUAGUCCAUCUCCAAUUAAUAUUUAUUGAAGUUCACAUAUCAAGUUUAUUAGUGUCCUUUUUUCUUUUUUUUCUUUUUUUUUGCCCUUUAGAGGCAGAGCUGAAAAUCAUUUACCAGUCAGUCUGUGUGUGUGUGUGAGUUCUGUUAGUUUUAAAGUUGAUCAGAAUCAAUCAAAAGAUGAAGACAUUCUUCACCAUGUUGAGUAAAUUGUUGAGCAUUCCCAAGUGUUUGGAUAUUGGAUUUGAGUAAGAUUUAUGUUAGGAAAAAAAGGAGAGGAAUGUUUAUCAAAUAUAAACUAACUUUUUCACAUUUUCCUAAUUGUUUCUCUA